GACAGCUUAAGCUUAUAGCAUUUGUAAUUUCCAUGGCUAGUAAAAAUGACGGCGGAGAAGUCAAGUACAGAGGCGUUAGAGUACGGCCAUGGGGAAAAUUUGCAGCGGAGAUACGUGACUCGGCACGCCAAGGUGUACGUGUUUGGUUAGGUACGUUUAAUACGGCAGAAGAAGCAGCUAGAGCUUAUGAUCGUGCGGCUUAUACAAUGAGAGGCCACUUAGCUAUUCUUAAUUUUCCAGACGAAUAUCCUCCGACAAGUGGGGGAAGUCGUGGCCGCGGUGGUUCUAGUUCUAGUAGUGGUUGUUCUUCUGCGCCUCAUUUUGCUUCGGGCUCCUCUAGCUCUUCUUCGUCUUCAAUGCACAAGCAAGUAUUCGAGUUCGAGUAUUUGGAUGAUAAGUUACUAGAGGAAAUGCUUGAGGAAGAAGAGCAAAGGAGCAAGGACAAGUAAACGAUAAGA
Mercurialis annua (annual mercury) is the source of this 458-nucleotide messenger RNA. Its product is annotated as ethylene-responsive transcription factor ERF096-like. Gene Ontology annotation, biological process: ethylene-activated signaling pathway; regulation of DNA-templated transcription. The coding region runs from base 33 to 449 and encodes 138 amino acids. Gene Ontology annotation, molecular function: DNA-binding transcription factor activity; DNA binding. The record is from RefSeq and is a predicted model, not a curated record. The transcript has a single exon. NCBI's taxonomy places the organism in Eukaryota, Viridiplantae, Streptophyta, Magnoliopsida, Malpighiales, Euphorbiaceae.